Molecule: messenger RNA, 2930 nt
Organism: Paramecium sonneborni
Lineage: Eukaryota; Ciliophora; Oligohymenophorea; Peniculida; Parameciidae
Source: the annotation of a GenBank genome assembly
AUGCUCUAAUAAUCUCAAAACAUUGAUUACUUGUAUAUACCAAAUAGUAAGAAUUUAUAAUCACUCCUUAAAAAUACAACUUUUUGGAUAACUGGUAAUGUUUAAUCAACCUUCUUAAUUAAGUCCCAAUUAGUCAAUCUAACUAAAAGUUCAAAUUAUGAAUUUGCUUUAUCUAAAGAAGGUUAAUUGAUCAAGUUUGGUCAUUAAAAAACUAAAUACUGCAAUCUCUAUAACAAUCUAUUUAUUUUAUCAUAUACCGAUAAAAGUUUUAUAUUGACUUCAUAUGACAGAGUGAAAGAAUAUCAUUGCACUGACCAAAAAUAAUUAAAAACUUGGAUCGAACAUCUAAUACGGUUUUGUAUUACAAGAGGUUAGAUCUAAAAUAGAUUUAGAUUCUUAAGUCAAAUUAGCAAUGGAAAUUAUUCGAAAGUACUUUAUAUUAAAAAAAGGGUUAUCUCAUUGAGGACAAUAAAUAGAAGCAAUUUGUUUGCAAGACCUUUCAAAAAGUUGAUUUGAUCAAAGUUACUAAACUUAGAGAUUCUGUUAUUGGAGAAAUCUUAUUACUCAGACCUAUUGAUCAUUCUAAUGUGAUUAAAUUACUGGAAAUUCAUGAAGAUAAUAAAUAGAUUUAUUUAAUAUAUGAAUAUGCAAAAGGGGAAUUAUUUUAAGAGUUCCAAAAAAAGAAAACUUAAAAUUCUCAAUUUAGUGAACAAUAAAUUAGCAAUUUUAUGAAACAAAUUUUUCAAGGUCUUAAAUAUAUACAUUCUCUUAAUAUUAUGCAUAGAGACAUUAAAUUAGAAAAUAUAUUAGUAAAAGAUUCUUCUACUAUUGUAAUUGCUGAUUUUGGAUUAGCAGCAAAAAAAAUACCAAAAUUUGAAUAUAAAAAAUAUGGUACUCCUGGAUAUAUUGCUCCUGAAGUUCUCAAUUUAAAAAUCUAUAAUGAAAAAAUUGAUAUUUUUAGUGCAGGAGUUAUUGCAUAUAUAUUAUUGACUCAAUAACCAUUAUUUUCAGGAAAUACAAUCAGUGCUAUUUUAAAUUCAAAUACUGCAGGUAAUAUUGAUUUUAAUAAUUCUAAAUUUGUAAGUCUAAGUAAAGAUGCAUAAUUAUUUCUAAAAAAAGUUUUAUGUUUAGAAGAAAGUUAAAGACCAUCUGCAAAAGAUUGUUUAGAUUCAUCAUUUUUAUCACUAUAAAUUAUUAAUAAUGAAAUAGGAACCCCAUUAUAAUAAAAAAAAGAAGUAUUGAUUUAAAUUAAUUAAUAGGUUAGAUUAAGUUAUUUAGGUUCUUCGGUAUUACCUGAAUAAAUAAACCUUUCAAAAGCAAAAAGAAGAUCUAUGAGAUAAUAUAUUUUAUUGAAACAAGCAAUAAUUACUGAAAAAUAAAAAACUCAAAUGAUGUAAUAAAUAGCUGAACNACAAUCUAUUUAUUUUAUCAUAUACCGAUAAAAGUUUUAUAUUGACUUCAUAUGACAGAGUGAAAGAAUAUCAUUGCACUGACCAAAAAUAAUUAAAAACUUGGAUCGAACAUCUAAUACGGUUUUGUAUUACAAGAGGUUAGAUCUAAAAUAGAUUUAGAUUCUUAAGUCAAAUUAGCAAUGGAAAUUAUUCGAAAGUACUUUAUAUUAAAAAAAGGGUUAUCUCAUUGAGGACAAUAAAUAGAAGCAAUUUGUUUGCAAGACCUUUCAAAAAGUUGAUUUGAUCAAAGUUACUAAACUUAGAGAUUCUGUUAUUGGAGAAAUCUUAUUACUCAGACCUAUUGAUCAUUCUAAUGUGAUUAAAUUACUGGAAAUUCAUGAAGAUAAUAAAUAGAUUUAUUUAAUAUAUGAAUAUGCAAAAGGGGAAUUAUUUUAAGAGUUCCAAAAAAAGAAAACUUAAAAUUCUCAAUUUAGUGAACAAUAAAUUAGCAAUUUUAUGAAACAAAUUUUUCAAGGUCUUAAAUAUAUACAUUCUCUUAAUAUUAUGCAUAGAGACAUUAAAUUAGAAAAUAUAUUAGUAAAAGAUUCUUCUACUAUUGUAAUUGCUGAUUUUGGAUUAGCAGCAAAAAAAAUACCAAAAUUUGAAUAUAAAAAAUAUGGUACUCCUGGAUAUAUUGCUCCUGAAGUUCUCAAUUUAAAAAUCUAUAAUGAAAAAAUUGAUAUUUUUAGUGCAGGAGUUAUUGCAUAUAUAUUAUUGACUCAAUAACCAUUAUUUUCAGGAAAUACAAUCAGUGCUAUUUUAAAUUCAAAUACUGCAGGUAAUAUUGAUUUUAAUAAUUCUAAAUUUGUAAGUCUAAGUAAAGAUGCAUAAUUAUUUCUAAAAAAAGUUUUAUGUUUAGAAGAAAGUUAAAGACCAUCUGCAAAAGAUUGUUUAGAUUCAUCAUUUUUAUCACUAUAAAUUAUUAAUAAUGAAAUAGGAACCCCAUUAUAAUAAAAAAAAGAAGUAUUGAUUUAAAUUAAUUAAUAGGUUAGAUUAAGUUAUUUAGGUUCUUCGGUAUUACCUGAAUAAAUAAACCUUUCAAAAGCAAAAAGAAGAUCUAUGAGAUAAUAUAUUUUAUUGAAACAAGCAAUAAUUACUGAAAAAUAAAAAACUCAAAUGAUGUAAUAAAUAGCUGAACAAUACAGUACUUAUUUAAUUAUUUUUAGAUUUAUAAUAAUAAUUAAUUAUAUAUAUUGAUUAUAAUAAGGAGAUGAAGAAGAUUAAGAAAAUCUGAUUGUGUAAGAAACAGUAAAAAAUGUAAAAUAAUUUAUUAAAUUUAGAUAGCCGGUUCAUUUUAUACUGAAACAAAGAGUGGAUCAAAUAUAGAAUAAUUUUGUGAAAGUGAUUCUGGGGAAAGUAUGAAUGGUGAUUCUUCUGAAAGUGAUGAUGAUGCUAAUUUAUUUUUAGAAGAUGAUUCAUGUCAUAAUCUUUCCUCAAAACUUUCUCAAUUAGGCGGAUUCUAAAUAAAAAUGAAAAGAU